CACCAUGUGCCCACUUGCAUCGUUAGAAAUGCAGAUUAGAGCUGAAAACUUGGUAUGAAUCUUGUUAAAUCUGUAUUUUGUGGGCCUGGUAUAGCACCUUUAGUUGUAAAAGCGUGCAGGGAUCAAAGUUGAGAAAACUGCAAAUGGAAACGAGCUUAAACUCUUACAGUCAUGUUGUAAUAGUCUUAGAUACAUGUAUAAUAAAUUUUACGCCGGUGGACAGGUUAGAAUAUGAGAUCUUCAGAAUUUGUAGAGAACUACUGGACAGAGGAGUAACCGUUGUUACAAUUUACAAUACUGAUGGACUUUUGAAUGCUUACUUCUCAGAAAGAUAUCGCAAAUGCAACAAAAAGCUCGUUGAAAGCCUCCAUUAUGGCGGGAAUGAAUUUGACAAAAGGUUUUACAUCAGGGAUUUCGUAGAAGGACUAAUACAAAAUAAGAAUAUUGAGGGUCCAUUGCAUCGCAAUACUGUUUCUGAUGAUAUAGGAGGAUCGUAUGUGUAUCAUCUUGAGAAAUCAGGGCAUGACAUUUUGAUAUCCUCUGACGUAAAGGAUGAGCAAAACAAGGGACUUUUACUGGUUAUAACGGACAAAACUCAUGCCCACAGGAAGAUUUUGAGUAAAAGUUUAUGUGAUCAUUUAAAUAAACGACAGAAAGUUGUAGAUGAAAACUCUGAAUGGAUUUGUGGAAAUGCAAAAUCCGGGUUAACUGUAGAAUAUAAAGUACCACCAGACUAUGAUGUCAUACAGCCAGUCAUAGCAAAUACUAUUUGCACAUUUGGUACAGUUAUAACUAGUAUGCCUGACUUGAUAAUUUCUCUCAGAAUGAACCUGAAGGAAUCCCUUGGAUAUUUGUUGCGCAACUAUAAAUGCAGUUUUUACGACCUCAGUAUGCUUAUUUCCGAAAUUAUGACGUGUAUUAGUGGUAUAUUUAGCUUAGAUAUGACUGUUGUACACCCAUUUGGAAAAGAAGGUAUUCAACCUUGGUUUUUAUCCGAGGCUGAAAUUCACGAGAGGUUCGGGCUUUCACUACAAAACGUUGUAGACUGUAUAGAAAUUUUUAAUAAAUCCAUCAGAAGAUGGGGAAAGUAG
Theileria equi strain WA is the source of this 1091-nucleotide messenger RNA. RefSeq lists its product as hypothetical. The record is from RefSeq and is a predicted model, not a curated record. The coding region runs from base 144 to 1091 and encodes 315 amino acids. The transcript has a single exon. Lineage: Eukaryota; Apicomplexa; Aconoidasida; Piroplasmida; Theileriidae.